GCUUUAUGAUUUUGGGUUGUUUUUGAUGAACCAUCUCAUGGUGACCCAGACUCACGGCAGAGCAUCCGUCCAUCACUACAGCUGAGAAUGCACUGGGACAAAGCACUGCCGGCCCCCGGGCCCCCGCGGCCGUACCAGGGUGUGCGGGUGAGAGACCCCGUCAGAGAGCUGCUGAGGAGGAAGCGAGGCCUGGAGCAGCAGGACGGCCCCGGGACAGCACCCCCUGCUGUGGAUGCGUCUCCACACCAUAACCCCUCCCCCUACACACCAGUCAGUUGCUCUGGGUUCGGGGGCCAGAGUGGCGCCGUGGACACAGGACGGGGCCCCGGCCACGGGGGAACUGGGCAGUCCAGCACCCAAGGGAGUGUCACUGGGUCUGCGGGGGAGGUGUACAUGAAGACCCUGGGCCCCAGCUACGCCCUGGUGGGACCUCCCCACACCCUGCUGACCUACACGCACGCCCCCCUCCUCACAGGCCUGGGGAUGGAGGGUCCGGACGCUGGGCUCACCUACUUCCCCUGGGGGGCCCCACCCCUUGCCUCCAUUUCCACCCUGCCCCCCCCCGCUGUUCAGCUGGCGGCCCGCUCUGUACCCUGGCCCUGCUCCGCCCUGGUCCACAGGCCCCUGUCCGGGCCCGGCCCCGGCCCCGUACCUGGGGCCUUUGUGAGUGCCACGCUGCCCAAAGCUGAGGUUUUCCAGGAGCCAGAGAGGUCGGUCUUUCCCCAGCCGGUCCGAGAGGACCCCAGCCCACACCGGCACCACCCAGACCUGGAGGCCUCGAUGGAGCGGGCCCCCGGGCCCCUUGAUCACCUGGUGGAGCAGGGCCCCGGGCCCCUUGAUCACCUGGUGGAGCAUGCCCCCGGGCCCCUUGAUCACCUGGUGGAGCAGGGCCCCGGGUCCCUUGAUCACCUGGUGGAGCAGGGCCCCGGGCCCCUUGAACACCUGAUGGAGCAGGGCCCCGGGCCCCUUGAUCACCUGGUGGAGCAGGGCCCCGGGCCCCUGGAUCACCUGAUGGAGGCCUCGAUGGAGCAAGGCCCCGGGCCCCUUGAUCACCUGAUGGAGCAGGCUCCCGGGCCCCUUGAUCACCUGGUGGAGGCAGAGGUGAAGCAGGGCCCCGGGCCCCUUGAUCACCUGGUGGAGCAGGCUCCCGGGCCCCUUGAUAACCUGGUGGAGGCAGAGGUGGAGCAGGCUCCCGGGCCCCUUGAUCACCUGGUGGAGGCAGAGGGGGAGCAGGGCCCCGGGCCCCUUGAUCACCUGGUGGAGGCAGAGGUGGAGCAGGGCCCCGGGCCCCUUGAUAACCUAGUGGAGCAGGGCCCCGGGCCCCUUGAUCACCUGGUGGAGGCAGAGGUGGAGCAGGGCCCCGGGCCCCUUGAUCACCUGGUGGAGCGGGAGAUGGAGCCCAUGAACCCACUGGAGAGACUUCUGGAGGAGCCCGAUGAAGGGGGGUCAGGAAGGGGGUUCCGGAGAGGUUCAGGAGCUCUCUGUUCUCAGUCCAUAUUUGACCCGUUGACCUAAAACCACUGGUAUUGUGUCAAUAGGUCGUAAUCAAUAUGAUGCACUCAACAUAUUACUAAAUGUAGUUAUUCAUGAAACUAAGAACUUGUUGGUAUCAUGACCCUUAAACAUUAUUUUUUUGAACAUGUGUUAUUCUGAAAUAUUCGGUAUGUUGUGCAGAUUAUUUAAUCAAACUGGCGGAAAGUGUCUAAUCUAUAAAUGCAGUUUCCUUUUUUUUAAGGGCACUGUACUUUCUAUCAUUUAUACACCACUAUAUAAUAUAUAUUAUCCACGAAAACUAGAGUAGUAGAUGUUUUUGUUAAAUGGUUUCUUGUAAUCUUGUAAUUUUUUGUUUAAGCGUAAAAUCAAACGUGUGGUUAAAUUCAGCCUUGUUAUAUGUAGUGGUACAAAAUGCUAUGGAAAAUACUUCAAUGUUCAAUGUUUAAUGGCAGACAUAACUGGUACCUGUAUUUCUGUCUCUUUCUUUCGCCGUGUUUUGUUUAUCCAGGGUGGCAGAACACAAUGGCUCACAGACUAUUUUGUUAAAGUCCAAAAAAUAAAGAAUUAUCCA
Molecule: messenger RNA, 2065 nt
Organism: Gadus chalcogrammus (walleye pollock)
Lineage: Eukaryota; Metazoa; Chordata; Actinopteri; Gadiformes; Gadidae
Product: cardiomyopathy-associated protein 5
Exons: 6
Coding region: 88-1515 (475 amino acids)
Molecular function (GO): DNA binding; POU domain binding
Source: RefSeq, a predicted model, not a curated record